ACGCUAAUUGUUAAAGCUCAUUGUACUGUAUCUAACAAAAAAUGUCAAAUCUCUCCCUAGAAAAAUUUGUGGGCAAAGUGGCCGUAGUAACAGGCGCAUCUUCAGGCAUUGGAAAAUCCAUCGCAGAAAGUCUGGUAAGGAAUGGCCUAAUUGUAGCCGGUGUAGCACGAAGAUUGGAUCGCCUACAGAAGCUUUCAAAGGAUCUUUCUGAGGAAAAAGGUAAAUUGUAUGCGUUUCAAUGCGAUUUGACCAAACCCGAUGAGAUCGUGUCGCUCUUUGAAAAUAUUGCCGACAAACUGGGAGCGAUUCAUGUGCUGAUUAACAACGCCGGAGUGCGAUAUGCAACCUCUCUAAUUGAUGGAGACUUUGAGAAAUGGAAAGAAGUCAUGGAUACGAACGUUUUGGCAGUGGCAGCAUGUGCAAGAGAGGCGAUCAGCAGCAUGAAGCAGAACAACAUUCGAGGGCAUGUGAUUAACAUUAAUUCCUCAACCGGACAUUUCAUUCCUCAAGGUCCUGACUUUGCGCUUUAUCCUGCCUCCAAGCAUGCGGUUACGGCUUUAACGGAAACCCUCCGGCUGGAAGUCAACAGGCACAAAUUGCCCAUUAAAAUAACCAGUCUUAGUCCAGGCUUUACGAAAACUGAAAUCCCCAUAGUGGCUUAUGGGAAAGAAGCCGGGGAGGCUUUUUUGGAAAACCACACUGGCUUGAAUCCUGAAGAUGUGGCUGAAGCCGCUUUGUACAUUCUAGCUACUCCCGACCACGUCAAUGUUAAGGAGUUGACUCUGUACGUUCAGUGGGGGAUAAGCAAGAAGUAAAUCUUGCCACUUCUGCACUUUGCAACACACUGUAUAAUGGAAGUAUGCCAUCUCAAUAAAUCAAUCUAUAAGAAG
Molecule: messenger RNA, 890 nt
Organism: Dendroctonus ponderosae (mountain pine beetle)
Lineage: Eukaryota; Metazoa; Arthropoda; Insecta; Coleoptera; Curculionidae
Product: farnesol dehydrogenase
Exons: 1
Coding region: 42-815 (257 amino acids)
Source: RefSeq, a predicted model, not a curated record